GCCGGGGCACCCGCCGAGAUUGCUUUUGGAGAAGCGGAGCGCGGCGGGAGCGAGGAGGAGGAGGAGGAGGAGGAAGCGGCGGGAGAGGCGCCCGGAGGAGGCGGCCGCCAGCGCGGGGCGGGCGACGGCUCGCCGGAGCGGCGGGGGGACACCAUGUCCAAGCCGGUGGAUCACGUCAAGAGGCCGAUGAACGCCUUCAUGGUGUGGUCGCGGGCGCAGCGGCGGAAGAUGGCCCAGGAGAACCCCAAGAUGCACAACUCGGAGAUCAGCAAGCGCCUGGGGGCCGAGUGGAAGCUGCUGACCGAGUCGGAGAAGCGGCCCUUCAUCGACGAGGCCAAGCGGCUGCGGGCCAUGCACAUGAAGGAGCACCCCGACUACAAGUACCGGCCCCGGCGGAAGCCCAAGACGCUGCUCAAGAAGGACAAGUUCGCCUUCCCCGUGCCCUACGGGCUGGGCGGCGUGGCGGACCACGAGCACCCGCACGGGCUGAAGGCGGGCGGGCUGCACGGCGGGGCGGCCGGCGGGCUGGUCCCCGAGUCGCUGCUGGCCAACCCCGAGAAGGCGGCGGCCGCUGCCGCCGCCGCCGCCGCCCGCGUCUUCUUCCCGCAGUCGGCCGCCGCCGCUGCCGCCGCCGCCGCCGCCGCCAGCAGCCCCUACUCCCUGCUGGACCUGGGCUCCAAAAUGGCCGAGAUCUCCUCCUCCUCCUCUUCCUCGGGCUCGGGGCUGCCCUACGCCUCCUCCCUGGGCUACCCCGGCGCCGGCGGGGCGGGUGCCUUCCACGGGGCCGCCGCCGCCGCCGCCGCCGCCGCGGCCGCCGCCGGGGGGCACACGCACUCGCACCCGUCGCCCGGUAACCCGGGCUACAUGAUCCCCUGCAACUGCAGCGCCUGGCCCGGCCCGGGGCUGCAGCCGCCGCUGGCCUACAUCCUCCUGCCGGGCAUGGGCAAGCCCCAGCUGGACCCUUACCCCGCAGCCUACGCCGCGGCCCUAUGACCGGAGGGUGCCCGCCCGGAGCCCCGGUACCCGCCUCGCUGGGUGCCGGUGCGUUCGUACGGCCGGGAACGGCGGGCGAGCCGGGGCCGCGGGGGGUCGGGGUGGGGGUGGCCGGGACCGGGAGCAGCGGAGCCGGGGUCGCCGCCGACCUGUUGCGCGUCGCCCGCCGAGGGUCACGUCCCCGCCCGCCGGCCCGCCUAGAGCUUGUGUGUGUUGCAUGCGGUCUUUGCUGACAGCCGAGCUGAAAAAGAAGAGAAAAAGAGGAAAAAAAAAAAAAAAAAAGAAGAAGAAGUAAAAAGCAACAAACCCGCCCUGCCCCCAAAAGUGCUUAUUCGGGACAGCCACGGGGAGCUCCGUCCCGCCGCCGGCUCCCCCUCGCCGCGCUGCUCUUUCUUCGGCCGCGCCGCGGGCUUCCCCCUCCCUCCGCUCCCCGCGCCCCGCGCCGUGCUGAACUCGGAAAAGUCCCGCGGCAGCACCGCCGCCGGAGGGGGACGGGCAGGAGGGGGGGCCGGUGACGGAGGGGGCCGCCGUGUGCGUGGUUCGUAGCCCCUCGUGGGCGAGCGGGAGCGGGAAGCACGCAAAGAGUCAGCGGUGUGGGAUGCUGCCCGCCGUCUCGCCCCGUCCCGCGUGGGUUCCUGCCGUCCGCUGCUACGGGAGGCUGACAGGCGCGAGUGGUGAUUUCCACGAGAGGAAACACGCGUGGCUCUCGGUCCCCGUGUGUCCCCGUGUCGUCGUCCCCUCCCCUCCAGUAGUUAAGUCUCACCCUCAGACUGUAAAUUUGUAUAUCUCUGUGGAAGCGUUAGAUCUCGGAUUGAAAACUCUGUUACUUACUUCGCCCACGGUCGAUUCAGUUUUAACCUGAAAAAAAAAAAAAAAGAAAAAGAGAGAGAAAAAAAGGAAUGCCUUUCAAAGGGAAUAAAAAUAUUGCGGGACCGCUCGGGGAAUCGCAAUAUUAUCUAAGGUUAAAUCAGACUUUUUUGUCUGAGUGAUAAUUAUCUAUUUAUUAUUUAGCUGAACUGAACCAGAGCUUUGCUUUGACAGAAGAGUAUUCUCAUUUAAAAGAAAAGCCGUCUCCCCCCACCAACAUGAAGUGUUUCACAUGUGUUUUGGAGUGCCCUACCUGGUUAGUUUAUUUUAGAGCGACUGCAAUUCAAUUGCAAAUGGCGAUUUAAAAACAACAACAAAUUUUAGAGGGAAAAAAAAAUCCAUCAGUUUAGAGUUCCUUUUUUUGGUUUACUUUUGUAAUGUGUAUAUUUUGACUAAUGUUUGUGAAUGAAGCUGGCUAACAUGUAUUUAGUUUCAUUUUGGCUUUAUGUAAUAUAAAGUAAACAACAACAACAGAAAAGAAAGAUUAAGUAUUGGUUUUAACAUUUACGUGUAAAUGGUUUCCUUGUGUGAUCUUCUAAUUUAAAGUUAGACGUCUAAACUAUAUCUGUAAAUUAGAUUCCGACUACCACUCUGUUCAUUUUUGAACAAAGAGUUUAAAUAAAGCCUGAAGCAGGGAAAAGAGAAAA
Molecule: messenger RNA, 2507 nt
Organism: Phalacrocorax carbo (great cormorant)
Lineage: Eukaryota; Metazoa; Chordata; Aves; Suliformes; Phalacrocoracidae
Source: RefSeq, a predicted model, not a curated record